UAUGAAGCAAGCUCGCUAUGGACGGAUGGAAGAUAGUAAGUGCCCAAUAGGUUCAGAUGGUAUCGGAUGUUGGGCCGACGUUAUGCCAAUUUUAGCUAGCAGAUGUUCUGGCAGGGGUAGCUGCACUGCAAUACCAACUGACCAAAUGGUUGAAUUUAAAAAGAACAAUACAAAAGGGAAUCAGAAAUGCAGUCCUCUACAACUACAAGAUAAUUUAAGAGUGGAAUAUGAGUGUCAGCAAGUGGUCCUCCCGUCCAAAAGUGCCGCCUGCGUCAUCGAUGAUAAGAGAUUCGGCAAUAUUUCUUCUCAUCACUCCCGUUUAUCUGGGUGCGGUUUUGAUACGAAUCCAAUUCUUAUUCAACCACCUACUGAUAAACAUGAGAUAACUAUGAAAUUAAUAUAUUUUGGCCGAUCGCAAAACAAUCUUUUGGGUUUUACUAAAGAUUUAAAUUCUGGUGAGCUAAAAUCUAUACAUGACUCCUCAUCAAUUCUUUUGGAGAAAGUCAAAAGCAGAAUAGAAAUUUCGUUCACGGAGUCCGUUAAAAAGGGACAUUUGAAGGACGUCAAUUUUCUAGUCUCAUUUCAAGUUGUGAAAGAUUGCGAGCCGAUUCGCGUGGAUGACGACCAAUUGGUAACGCGAGUCGGAUCGACGUUGAUCAUACGGUGCAAGACGACCGAUCAGGAAUGGAAGAUAGAAUGUAUCAGAUCGACUUGGUUCGGUGAUCGGGGUGAAUGCGCGAAAAGUGAAGCUUCCGCUUCGAAAGGUUUUAAUGGCAUACCGUAUGAAGUCUCUAUUGCAAUUAUCAUAGGCGUCGCGCUCAUAAUUGGCGUUAUUGUUCUCAUAUCGGGAUUAUUGUGUCUACAAUGGCAGAGACAAAAGAAUCUUCGAGCUCAACAGGCUAUCUACGCAAGUACAAAGGCGACAUCUAACGAUUACCCGGAAAACCUUUACGCAACUAUAGCUGACUGUCCGAACUGUAGACAGGAAAAAAAUCAUCAAAGACAUUUAUAA
Messenger RNA from Dimorphilus gyrociliatus, 1012 nucleotides. Lineage: Eukaryota; Metazoa; Annelida; Polychaeta; Dinophilidae. The record is from the annotation of a GenBank genome assembly.